Molecule: messenger RNA, 2850 nt
Organism: Dama dama (fallow deer)
Lineage: Eukaryota; Metazoa; Chordata; Mammalia; Artiodactyla; Cervidae
Gene: PROSER3
Product: proline and serine rich 3
Exons: 10
Coding region: 811-2790 (659 amino acids)
Source: RefSeq, a predicted model, not a curated record
CACAGCCUAAGAUCAGGUUUGCUGCGGUCCGGAGUCAAGUGUGCUCAACCGUACUGGAACUACAACUCCCAAGAUGCUCCCCAGCCUUAAGCGGCUCCGACCUUGGACUUUACCACUGCGGGGGUUCCAUAACGUUUUACCUUCCGCUCGCUGAGUGGCCCUAAGGGCUUUUUUUUUUUUUUUUUCCCCUCUAAACGUGUCCGGGGGCACCUUGGGAAUUAAGAUUCGUAAUUUUGAAUUUGCUCCCAGACUGUCACGGUGUCUUGCUUAGGCGGAGCCCAGUGACUAUAGGAAUUGUAAUCCAUCUACCCCUCUCCUUAGUGUCCCAAGGACUUAUGGGAAAUAUACUGUGAUAGGGUUUAGCCUUGGCUCUUCCGACCUCCACUUCAGAAUCACCUGGAACUCUGCGAAACAGAUGUAUGUAGAUGCCCAGCUUCCCUUCCAGAUAUUCUGAUUCUUUUGAUCUUGGGUGAGGACCACGCCUCUGUAUUUUUAAAAGACUCCUCUUAGACUGGAUCCAGGGUUAUGAAUCACCAACCAACAGUUCCCGGGUUCUCUUUUGAGACUGCUCCAAGGACUGGUGGGAAUCGUGCCUCCAGUUUUAUUAUAUUGAAUGUACGGUGAUGCUUCAUGGGAAUUAUAGUUCAUCUCUUCCAGGAUUCCGUGGGAACCGUAGUGUGGUUUGAAGCCACUACUGGCCAUCCUGAAGCCAGACCUGGCACCCCCAGGUGAGGACACCCCACAGAGAGUGCUGUGUGCCAGCCAGUAACAAGGGAGUGACGACUAGAGGGAAGGAAGACGUGAUGAGAGAUGAGGACCCUGAGCCCUUCCAGAUCCCAGAGAUCCAGACUUCCAGAAGCUUCCAAGGCUCUGGCCACAGGCCCCAGCUCCCCUGAGCUGUUUGAGGAAUCCUGGCCAUCCAGCUCAGGGACCCCUUCCCCACCCAGCAUCACUGAGGGCCAGAUGAGAGCCUCUCCACCACCCACCGUGACUGACAGUGGGGACUCCGUGGUGGCCAAGUACAUAAACCGGUUCCGACAGGCUCAGCCCACAAGCCGAGAAGAACGCCAGUCUGCAGGCCCAACUCCAGCUGACUUUUGGUGGCUGUGGCCUGAAUCCUCAGCCCCUGCAAGUCAACUUGCAGCAGGAGCCAGUGAACCAGAAGGAAGACCCAACAGAGCAGUCCUGACUCAUGCUAAGAUGGCCAGUGCAUCGAAGGCUAAGGCUGUGGCACCCCUUCAGGAAAUAAAGCAGAGUCUCAACACAUGGAACUCAUCCCUGCUGGACUUGGAGACACUGAGCUUGCAAAGCAGAGCUGCCAGGCUGCUCAAACGCAGCAAGGCCUCCAUCUCCUCCACCUCCUCCCUCAGCCCCAGCGAUGGCGGCAGCUCCUCAUUCCCCGUCAGCUCUGAUGGCCUCUCUCCCUUCUCCAUGACCUUCACUCCUGACUCCAUCAAGGACCCUGACCUCAAGGCACAAGCAACCCCAGCACCUGCCCCCAUCCCUACUCCUGCCCCGGCCUCCUCCCAGGCACCCCUGCGGCCAGAGGAUGACAUUCUGUACCAGUGGCGGCAGCGGCGGAAACUUGAACAAGCUCGAAGAAGCCAGGGUGACGGAACCUGGGUGCUGCCGCAGACCCCUGCCCUCACCACCUCGGUCCCUUCCCCCAUCUGUCCACAGACAUCUCCUCCCGCUGCAGAGACCCUUGGUUCCCUGGGAACCCAGUCUAACUCCAACCCACUUUGGGGCAGUGUGGUUCCGCCUGGUCUCCAGGAAGCUUUCCGCAUGGAGAGGCCUCCUAUUCCCCCAGGAUUCUCUCCACACAUCUUUUGGGGUCCCAGUCCCCAUGGAUUCUUCUGGACCCCACAGCCCAGUCCCUGGAUAUCUCUUGGGGUCAUCCCUCCAACAUUCCCGGCCUCCACCCCAGCGCCCCCGGCCUCCACUCCUGCCCCUCCAGCCUCAGCCCCCGCGCCCCGUGCCUCCACACCCACGACCCCUGCAGCCCCCCAGGAGCCCCCCAUCCCUGCACCAAGCAGCCCAGAGGAGCUCGAGAAGCAGACCUCCAAGCCUCGGAGAAGGAGAGCCCAACGCCGGGAGUCUUCAGGGCGAGUCAUGGCCGCGGAUGAGCACGAGGGCCCUGGCCCGCAGCUCAGAAGCGCGCUGGGCCAGGUGGUGACAGCUCGGCUGUUUCCGGACAGCCUGGAGGACACGCCCCCCCGGCUUGAGGGCCCGCCUCCACACGAGGCUGAACCUCGGAAAGCCAAGGCCACACAUGCUCUGACCCCUCGCUCAGAGGUCACGGCUCUUGUAUCUGAAUCACAGGGUCGGUCUAAGGCGGGGUCUCGGAAUGCCAAGACCCUGCUCCCCCUAGCGGGAUCGGUGCUUAGGAAGGACAAAGACACUCCCUUGGCUGAAGUCAAGUGUCUGCAGCCGAAGAUCCUGCCUCCUCCAGCUGAGGUGGUUUCCACUUGUGUUAAGACCCCGCCCCCUCCGUUCGAGGCGGGGUCUCUUGAGGUGGUAGCCACGCCCUCACCCUCUGCUGGCCACGCCCCCUCAGAAGACCUGCUCUCCCAGGCUGCCAGACUUCUGCAGGCUGCCGAAGACUCCGAUGGCAGCGAGUUCCAGGACGACCCUAUACUGCAGGUGCUAAGGAUUCAAAGGACAGCGCUGCGGCGGCAAAAAAGGAAAGUGGAUACCCAAAUAGCCUGCCUGCUGGGCCACCCUGAAGACCCAGAGUCUUGGUCUCCUCCAGCCAGGUCGCCCCCCCCGGAUCCCCAAGGCUGCGGCUGAGGAGGGAAGGAGCCUCUCUUGAGGCCAGAUGACUUUGAAUUGUACAGACUCUAUUUUUCU